Linum trigynum is the source of this 858-nucleotide messenger RNA. NCBI's taxonomy places the organism in Eukaryota, Viridiplantae, Streptophyta, Magnoliopsida, Malpighiales, Linaceae. The record is from the annotation of a GenBank genome assembly.
AUGAUUCGUUUUGGUGCCCAAAUGAUUGGCAGUUGGAUGAGGAACAGACCUGGGUCAAUAAGUAGCGUGGGAGGGCCAUCAGGUUCAUUGAGGGCUGCGAAGGGAAAGGAAAAGGUUUCAGAAUCUAUCCCCAUUGAAGCUCCAGCUGUGCCAUUUAACAUCGUUGACCAACAAGAUCUGAUUGAGAGAUUUCCUAGCCCUGCGACCAGGAUUUUGCAGGAUCCUAUUCCUGCUAGUGUCAGAGGCGAGGAUAUUGAUGCUGGGUCGCGGAUUCUCGGAGAUUCUCAGCUUUCAGUGAUGGGUGUACAGGUGGGGUCCAUCCUGCCUACUACGACUGUGACCGCGUCUUCUGCAGUCCAAUCCAAUGCUCCAUCUGUCCAGUCUGCUACUUCGAUGGUCCCCAAGCGAUCAGCCAGGAUUGAUGAGUCAAUGAGUCCUCAAGAUGUUGGUCGUGAUUCAUCUAUGCCUGCUUCGAAGAUUCUGAAGCCAUCCCCCGAAUCAUCUCCUGGGAAGCCCUUAGGUUCAACCGCCGCCUCACCUUCGGCAUCGCUAUUGGUCUCUCCACUCGCCAGGAAAGAGGUGGAGAAAUUGGAUGCUGCCGAUGUUGCUCAAAUCCCACAUGGUGGUCCCUCGCAGGCAGGUGUUAGUAUGGAAAGGGAUUCUUCAGUGGAUAGUCAGAAGAAUUCGGUGGCAAAGCGUGCUUUGUUUAAGAACAAUGCCUCCGAGAAUAAGAAAAUCUCAAUAUCACACUUUGACACGUUCAUCACGGCCAAGGAAAUCGUGCUAUCAGACCAUGAAGCAAUUAGGAUCCAGAGAUAUAACUCGACCCAUUUUUUAUCAGGAACAGGGGAGCCUUGA